This is a messenger RNA of Cyprinodon tularosa, 3000 nucleotides long. It is a transcript of the gene exoc6, whose product is annotated as exocyst complex component 6. NCBI's taxonomy places the organism in Eukaryota, Metazoa, Chordata, Actinopteri, Cyprinodontiformes, Cyprinodontidae. The transcript has 25 exons. The record is from RefSeq and is a predicted model, not a curated record. Gene Ontology annotation, biological process: Golgi to plasma membrane transport; exocytosis; intracellular protein transport. Bases 40 to 2532 code for a protein of 830 amino acids. Gene Ontology annotation, cellular component: membrane; exocyst.
UCCACAGACUGGCCUUCACUGUCUUCAGUCCUGUCAGCGAUGGACACUGACAGGGUCCACGCCGCUCUGCCUGACCCGCCGAGUCACAGCGAAGACUUAAUGCUGGAAGAGAAGGCCUUUGGGAAUUUCUUUGCUGAGUUAGAGUCUGUGGAGCUGCCUCUGGGGACCACUUUGAGGUCCAUCUACGAUGACCAGCCCAAUGCCCACAAACGCUUCAUGGAGAAGCUGGACGCCAGGAUAAGGAACCAUGACAGAGAGAUUGAAAAGAUGUGCAACUUCCACCACCAAGGCUUUGUGGACGCCAUCACAGAGCUGCUUAAAGUCCGCGCGGAUGCAGAGAAACUGAUGGGUCAAGUGACGGACACCAACAGAAGACUACAGGAAGCAGGGAGGGAUGUAAAAGCUCAGAAGGAGGAAGUGAUUCGCUGUCGGAUCCAGCAGAGGAACAUGGCCACCACGGUGGAGAAGCUCCAGCUCUGUUUACCAGUGCUUGAAAUGUACAGCAAGCUAAAAGAGCAACUGGAUUCCAAAAGGUAUUACGCUGCACUGAAAACCAUGGAGCAGCUAGAGAAGGUCUAUAUUCCAAGGGUCAGCCAUUACAGGUUCUGUCAAAUCAUGGCAGAAAAUCUGCCAAGACUGAGGGAGGAAAUCAAAGACAUCUCCAUGUCAGACCUAAAGGACUUCCUAGAAAGCAUCCGAAAGCAUUCAGACAAGGUUGGAGAGACGGCGAUGAGGCAGGCCCAGCAGCACAGAACCUUUAACAGCGCCGUGGCAAAGCAGCUCCACAUCGGCCACUACAGCAAGCCUGUUUACUCCCUGAGCCGACACACAAACACGCACCUCUCCAACGGCCUCUGGAGCAACGACGACACUGGAGACGAGGAGGACGCCGAUGAAGAAAUCCUCACAGCUCAGGACCUGGUGGACUUCUCUCCUGUCUACAGGUGUCUCCACAUCUACUCUGUGCUGGGCGACAGAGAAACAUUUGAGAACUACUACAGGAAGCAAAGGAAGAAACAGGCCCGCCUGGUUCUGCAGCCACAGGCUAACAUGCAUGAAACGGUGGAAGGCUACAGAAGAUACUUCAACCAAAUCGUGGGGUUCUUUGUGGUAGAAGAUCACAUCCUCCAUGCCACAAGGGGGCUGGUGACCCGAGCUUUCACUGAUGAACUGUGGAACAUGGCCCUGUCCAAGAUCAUCGCCGUGCUCCGCACACACUCUUCCUACUGUGAAGACCCAGACCUGGUUCUGGAGCUGAAGAACCUGAUCGUUAUCUGCGCUGACACACUGCAGGGUUACGGUUUCCCAGUCAGCCGACUCUUUGACCUGUUGUUCGAGGUGCGGGACCAGUACAAUGAGACGCUGCUGAAGAAAUGGGCUGCGGUCUUCAGAGAGAUCUUUGAAUCGGACAACUACAGCCCCAUCCCAGUUGAAACAGUGGAGGAGUAUAAACUGGUGAUCAGUCGCUUUCCCUUCCAUGAUCCUGAGAUCGAAAAGCAGGACUUUCCUAAGAAGCUGCCGAUGUCACAGUCUGUCCCUCAGAUCUACGCACAGGUCAAAGAGUUCAUCUACGCAAGCCUGAAGUUCUCCGAGUCGCUGCACCGCAGUUCCACAGAGAUCGACGACAUGCUGAGGAAAUCCACCAAUCUGCUGCUGACCAGGACACUGAGCAGCUGUCUGCAGAACCUGACUAAGAAACCGCACAUAGGGCUGACUGAGCUGGUGCAGAUCAUUAUCAACACCACUCACCUGGAGCAGGCCUGUAAAUAUCUGGAGGAGUUCAUCACCAACAUCACCAACAUUUCCCCUGAAACCGUUCACACCACCAGGCUCUAUGGCCUGUCCACCUUUAAGGAUGCUCGGCACGCUGCCGAGGGAGAGAUCUACACCAAGCUGAACCAGAAGAUCGACGAGUUCAUCCAGCUGGCGGACUAUGAGUGGAGCAUGGCCGAGUCCGACGGCCGCGCUUCAGGGUACCUCAUGGACCUCAUCAACUUCCUCCGCUCUACUUUUCAGGUUUUCACUCAUCUUCCGAAUAACAACAAUGACCAUGCGUCGAUGUCGGGGAAAGUGGCGCAGACGGCGUGCAUGUCGGCCUGUAAGCAUCUGUCCACGUCGUUAAUGCAGAUGCUCCUCGACUCAGAGCUCAAGCAGAUCAGCAUGGGAGCCAUUCAGCAGUUCAACCUGGAUGUCAUGCAGUGUGAACUGUUUGCCAGCUCAGAACCUGUACCAGGCUUCCAGGGCGACACGCUCCAGCUGGCCUUCAUCGACUUACGACAGGUCCUAGACCUGUUCAUGGUUUGGGAUUGGUCCACCUACCUGGCCGACUAUGGGCAGCCGAACUCCAAGUACCUGAGAGUGAACCCAGCUACCGCUCUGGCUCUGCUAGAAAAAGUCUACCGAGGAAUGAAGGACACCAACAAGAAGAAUAACAUCUUCUCCCAGUUCAGGAAGAACGACAGAGACAAGCAGAAGCUGAUAGAGACGGUGGUGAAACAGCUGAGGAGUCUGGUCAACGGCAUGUCCUCCUAAAACUUGCAGCAAACACGCCUCAUCUCAUGUGCAAUAUCCUCACGCUAGGAGGGAAACACGCAUGCAUCGGCCCGACCCAAAAAGACUGGUUCUGAUCUGCCACAGAGCUACUCUAUGCAGGCAUCUAACAUAUGAACAGCUUAGAGACCCUUCCUGCCUGCAUGCUCAGCUGCAGAACCAGAACCUGGAGAAGUUCUGCUCGCACCCCAACUAUCAACUGCACAGGGACUAUUUAUUAGCUGCUCUUUAGAGACUAAAUGUUUUCUACAUUUUUUUUGUGGCGUGAAUCAAUUGAAGCUGUGAUCUGAUACAGGAAGUGACAUCAUCAUCAUAGGUCCAAACUUUCAGAACCAAACCUAAAAAAGGAGCGUCGUGGUCUGUUUCUGUGGCUCUGCUGGGAGGAACCGAGAAGAUUAAUCUGGAAACAGAACCACAACAUUUCACUCAUUCAUACUUUAUAGAUCUUUG